Chara braunii is the source of this 1019-nucleotide messenger RNA. Lineage: Eukaryota; Viridiplantae; Streptophyta; Charophyceae; Charales; Characeae. The record is from the annotation of a GenBank genome assembly.
CUAAGGACUACCCGGGCAUGAUCGGGAGAUGGGCAACGGUGCUGCAUAGCAUGGACUUUGACAUUCAUCAUCGAAAGCACGAGAGGCACGGGAAUGCUGACGGAUUGACACGACUGCACCGACCCGAGAAGGUCCCCAAAAGCGAGGAGGUGAUUCCGUGGAACGAGCCGAAGGAUGAGAAUGGACCGCGGUACGGGCAAGUGGAAAUCCUGUCGAAGGAUGACGAGAGUCCGGCUCCGCACGUCCUUACACGGACAUUGGCUCCGUAUCUACAGUGGACUGCGUGCUUGGAGGAACCGGGGAGUGAAAGCGCCCUGCCGUCGCGGCAGGAGUACUUGGAGCCGUCCGGAAUCAUCAAUCUUGCCUUCUAUCCGAAGCAAGAUACGUCCGAGGAGGCGGUCGAAGGAGAAGAAGAAGCCACCGAAGAAGAGGGCGACGCCGAAGAAGAGGGCGACGCCGAAGAAGAGACAUCGGAGGAAGGGAGUUACAGUGAGCACAGCGAGGGAGAGCAAAGUGAAGAAGAAGAAGACGAAGAAGAAGAAGAAGAAGACGAAGAGGAGGAAGCCGGAUCGGAGUGGGAGACCUUGCCGGAAGAAGCGGCGCGCACAGGCACGGAAGCGGAAGAUCCCGAGGCGGCACGUAAGGGGGAAAAGAUCGCCGCUGGGAAAAGCCAGCUGGAGUUCGCCAGCGAGGCGAACCUGCGCAUCAACGACGACCCGACCCGGGAUCUAGAUCCCCCCAAGCCCGAAGAUGGCGACCCAGCAACCGCGGCUCCGAGCGCAUCGCGACGGAGACGGAGCCGAUCCCCCUCCCUCUGCACCUCAACCCGUCCCCCAGUUCGUCCACGUACCGAUACGGGGGAUCGGCCUUCGUCCCCGGUCAUUAUCCCGCCGUCCCCUUGAUUACCUCACCCUCUGUCAAAUCUAUACCCCCGUCACCUUCACUCGCAACCCCUUCCCUCCCGAUACCUUCCAUCACUUCUACUCCACACGCCUCGCCGUCACCGUCCAUCCCCAUCC